CAACAACAAGCUCUAUCACUCCUACUUCGACACCGUCUCUACCGAGCGCAAAUCAACGUCACACCGCACCAGUCCCACCAAGAACUCUCAGGAGCCACCAAAGAAGCUAUCGAAAGCCUUCACCAGACAACUCGCCAAAACCCUCGCCACGAGCAAGAAACCACUGCACAGGAAAAGAAACAAGAAGGAGAAACAUUUGAAGCGAAACCGUCCCGUUCCCGCCACCAUGCCGAAACGCGCUGCUGCGGAAACCUACGAUAGCGAUGGAGGGUUCGUCGAGAACGAGGAAGAAGAUGCGCGCCGAAGCAAGAAGAAGAGCAGAGCCAACACCAGCAAGGACCUCCCCACGAAGGGAAAAGAUAAGGAUGGGGGUGUGUAUUGGGAAAUUUCGGGAAAGAGGAGAUUGCAGUUGAGUGAAUUCAAGGGGAAUACGAUGGUCGGGGUGAGGGAGUAUUAUGAGAAGGAUGGGCAGGCUUUGCCGGGGAAGAAGGGAAUUUCGAUGACGCUGGAUCAGUUCAAUACUAUUGUUGAGCUGUUGCCGCAGCUUGAGAGUGAGUUGAAGAAGAGCGGUGGAGUACUUUCGCGGCCGAAAUAUGAUCGGGCGAUUGAAAACAUGGCGAGCGCCGAUGAGGUUGACGAAGAAGAAGAGGAAAAGCCAGUACAGAAAAAGUCCAAGAGCAAGCUUGACAAGUUCAAGCACAAGAGCAAGAAUCAUGAAGCAACCAGCGAUGAGGACGAGGGAUAG
Sphaerulina musiva SO2202 is the source of this 745-nucleotide messenger RNA. Its product is annotated as RNA polymerase II transcriptional coactivator. Bases 227 to 745 code for a protein of 172 amino acids. The record is from RefSeq and is a predicted model, not a curated record. Gene Ontology annotation, molecular function: transcription coactivator activity; DNA binding. Lineage: Eukaryota; Fungi; Ascomycota; Dothideomycetes; Mycosphaerellales; Mycosphaerellaceae. Gene Ontology annotation, biological process: positive regulation of transcription initiation by RNA polymerase II. The transcript is spliced from 3 exons.